Messenger RNA from Trichomycterus rosablanca, 530 nucleotides. Its product is annotated as protein S100-B-like. Gene Ontology annotation, molecular function: transition metal ion binding; calcium-dependent protein binding; calcium ion binding. Lineage: Eukaryota; Metazoa; Chordata; Actinopteri; Siluriformes; Trichomycteridae. The transcript is spliced from 3 exons. The record is from RefSeq and is a predicted model, not a curated record. Bases 40 to 360 code for a protein of 106 amino acids.
UUACUUCAUCUCCAUAAGAAGUGGUGCAUCCGUCUGAGAAUGAGCUGUGGAACCCUAUCGUCUCUAUUGUGCUUCAGAAGCAUGACUGAGCUGGAGAGGGCGAUGGCUACUAUCGUCCAGGUCUUCUACAAAUACUCUGGACACAAGAGCACGCUGAAGAAAGCAGAUCUGAAGCAUCUUAUCAACUACGAGAUGAGCCAGUUCAUCAAGAAGAUCCAGAAAAAGGAGGCGCUGGACAUGCUGUUCAACGAUCUGGAUCAGAACGGAGAUCUAGAGAUCGACUUCCAGGAGUUCGUCCCCUUCAUAGCCAUGGUGACCGCUGCUUGUCAUGAUCUGGUCAUGUCCAAGCACUUGCACUAAAUCAUCUGAAAAUCAUGCAUCCAUUUACUGCGCAUCAAGUUCUUCUGUGCUUUUAAUCCAUCAGGUUCAGUGGAGCUGCUGCUGUUCUGUCAUGCUUUAGGUUCAUGUGUGGGUACGAAUUGUUUCCAGUAUGAUUAUUUAACACUAAUUAAACAAUGCAUGAUGUUUAU